Molecule: messenger RNA, 1806 nt
Organism: Dentiscutata erythropus
Lineage: Eukaryota; Fungi; Glomeromycota; Glomeromycetes; Diversisporales; Gigasporaceae
Source: the annotation of a GenBank genome assembly
AUGGCCAACUAUUUACCAGCAGAUUGUCUUGAGAAAAUUUUAAUAUAUUUUUAUGAAGAUGUUAAAACUCUGCAUUCAUGUACCUUAGUUAACACUCAGUGGUGUGAAAGCGCAGUGGUAAUAUUAUGGAGUCAACCAUUUCGACUUUUACAUGCAUUUAGAGAUAAAAAAACUUACUUACCAUGGACAGAGAGAGCAGCCAGUCUUCUUAAAAUAUAUAUGUCAUGCCUUCAAGAUCAAGAAACAUGUAACCGUCAACCUCAUAAAUUACCUAUUUUUAAUUACAUUCAAUUCUUAAAAUGCUUAGAUAUUAGUGAAUUUUCAGAAGCAGUAUUGGGAUAUUUGCAAACAGGACAAGGUAAAUUCAUACAUCAACCAACCUUCUCUUAUACCAAACAUUCUUUCAACAUGAGCGUUUUUGGACAAACAGUAGUAAAACCCCAACGUGUGGGGUGUAAAAAGAUCAUGGCUUCCGCCUCAAUAAAUGGAUGUGACACCAUUACCGCAUAUUUGCUCAACACAGAUAUUCUUGGAAAACUUUUAAUGAAUCGUUCCGUAAUUAUUAAGUCUUUGUAUGUUACUAAUCAAAGAUCGUGUGCAAUAGAACCUCAUUUAUGGUUACAUACACUCUUUCCAAAUACCAAUCAUCGUUUAUCGCAACUAUCUAGUUUGAUCUGCACAACACCAUGCCACGCACAAUUAUUUCAUACACUUUCUAGAUUUGCUGUCCAUUUACAAACUAUAAAAAUUUGGAUGGACAUUCCACCCGCAAAAAUUAAUCAAAAAAAUUUGUUGAAACACGGAAUUGAAAGUCUUAAUGCACAAGUUGAAGGUAUUUCUAUAUUAAUUAGAUCUCAACAAGAAUUAAGGGAAUUUGAACUUGGAUAUACCGAAUUAGGAUUAAGUGAUAUUAUUUCAGCAUUAACCACCCAGAUAAAUUCGUUACGGAGUAUUACAUUUUUCAAAGUUAAUUUUAAGAAUUGGAAACCACUUCUUAAGUUACUUGAACUUGCAAAUUUAGAAGAGCUUUUAUUGAAUUCGUGUUAUUAUUUGCCAACUUGUAUUGCGAGUUUGUCAACUGGUAUUGAAAAUAUUACAAACGUUUAUGAAUUUGAGUCUAGAAUUGAAAAAUUGGAAAUUUCAUCUGCGCCAUGCGGAGUAAUUGAAUCUAUUUUACGUAGAGCAAACGUUAAUUUAAGUGAAUUGGUUAUUUCCAAUAUAUCUACACCACCUUCUACACUUAACACAACGAUUACUUCAACUAUUUCACAAUGUUGUCCUAAUUUAACAUUGGCAAAAAUUUAUAUUGAUGCCAAUUCAUUACCAUAUUUACAUACGCUCCUUCUUUCAUGUUCAAAAAUACAAACAUUAACAAUAUUUGGACCACGACAUCCAGAAAUAAAUGUAAAUAAAGUACUUCGAGAAUCAAGUUUAGUUAAUUUGAAAUGCUUGGAAAAUUUAUCUAUACAUUCAUGUUGGACAUAUACACCCGAAAGUUUGGAUUUAUUUUUAAGUAACCCUACAUUAAAGUUGAAAAAAUUAGAAAUUUUAUGGAGCGGAUGUUUUGGAAAUGAACAUUUAAAUGUUGUUUUGAAAAGAUUAUGUUUUAGAGGGACAGAAAUGAGAAGAGAAAGUGGGAAAGGGAUAAUACGUGGAGCAGAUCGACAAAGAGCUAGAGGUAGCCUAAUUGUUAAAAGAAAUAAUGGAUUAGAAUUAUUACAUAUACAGACGCAAAAAAUAUUAAAAUAUGAAAAAACGCGAGAAAUUAAAAAAUUAAUUAAAGACUUUAAAGUAGGUAAUUGGUAA